Messenger RNA from Entamoeba dispar SAW760, 837 nucleotides. RefSeq lists its product as uncharacterized. Bases 1 to 837 code for a protein of 278 amino acids. The record is from RefSeq and is a predicted model, not a curated record. The transcript has a single exon. NCBI's taxonomy places the organism in Eukaryota, Evosea, Mastigamoebida, Endamoebidae.
AUGAGUAAGCGUCAGUUUAAAAGAAAAUCUUUAGCAGAUAGAAUGAGCUUGGAAACAUUAUUCAGUGAAGAACAAAAACCUAAUAAAAGAAAUAAUGAAGAAAAUACAAUACUAAUUGGAAGAAAUAAAAAAAUAAUGGAAAGAAUAAAGAAAUUAUCUCAAGAAAAGUUAAAAACAAUUUAUGAAAUAUUAUUCGGAAUGUCACAAGGUUCAUCUAACUUAUUAAAAGAGAUAUUAAAUUUUAAAGGAUACAGUCAUAUCAAAAAAGAAUCACCUGAAAUUAUCAAAAAAUUAAUAAUAAAAAGACUUCUUCAAAGAACAAAAGCUGAUAUUAAACUCUUUGCUAAAAUAUUUAGAUUCGAUUUAAAUGAAGAAUAUAAUGAACUUUGUUCUAAAAUAUGUGAUUAUAUUUUUAGUCCUUAUUUUGUUGAUAUCAAUGCUAUUUCAUCAAAUGUAACUCAAGACACUUCAACUAAAACUCCUCUUCCUCAACCCCUAAUUGUGCCAACUACAGAAAACCAAUCACCUAAAACAUUAAAACCACAAUCAAAAAGAAAAUUAAAAGAAAAAAUGGUUCUUGAAAACUUGAAAACUCCAAAAAUUGAAGUAGAACAUUUGAUUCUGGAAUUACAAAAAGAUAUUGAAACAGGAUUAGGGUAUUCAAUGAAAAUCCCUCAACGACCAUCUCAAAUUGAUAACUCAAAUAAAGGUCCAAAAAAAGAAUCAAAAAUUCCUUCUACUUCUUUAGUUCAAAAAAAAAAUACUAAAAGGCAGUCAAUAGUCAUGAAAAUUGGUGAUUCAGAAGACACCACAGAGUUAGAAGAAUUUGUUUUAUAA